UAUCGAGAACCACACACAACCACAACCUCCACGCAAUCAAUGUCGCUCGGCAUCCGCUUCUCCCGGACCUCCAUCCCCGACCUGAUCCUGCCGCUGCCGGCGCCCUCGACGGCGCUGCCGGUCGCCUCCGUCAAGCGCCGCAUACGCACCGACCGCGCGGCCGACACCUCGCGGCGGCGACUGAGGCUCAUCUACGGCGGGCGCGCGCUGCCGGACUCUGACGAUCUCGCAAAGACGAUCAAGCCGAUUGCGGAGUUGCAGAGCGGACGGAGUAGUGCUGAGUAUGCUGCUGGCGCGGCGAGUGGCGCGGGUGCGCAGACAGACGACGCGGACGACGAGCGGUUAAGGACUAUCUGGCUUCUAUGUUCAGUUGGCGACGUAUUGACAGACGAGGAACUCGCUCAAGAGAACGACACCGGCAGCCAACCACUACCAUCCACCCUCCCCGCCCCCGUCGGCUUCGACCGUCUCCGAUCCGCCGGUUUCUCAGACGAAGACAUCGCCCAGCUGCGCGCACAAUUCAACCGUCUGCACGGCGGCUCGCUCAACACCGACCCCGAAGCCGCGCGGCAGCUCGAAGACCGCUGGAUCGACGAAGGCGCGUCCGCGCCAGACACGUUGCCGGAUGGCUCGCCGAUUGGGGUGUAUGAAGAUCUCUUGCUCGGCACCGUCGUUGGUUUCUUCCUUGGUUUUGUCGCGCUGUUUUUCUUGCGCGAAGGGAGUAUUUUCUCGAAAAGACAGCAGAUGGCAAUCAUCGCGGGUAUAAUCAUAAACGUCUCUUUUGCAAUCUUGAAAGUGUACUAUUAAUCCAUCCACAUUUCAUAUUCUUGGGGUUUACGGAGUCUUGUUUUUUUUUUUUGCAUCUGGAACUGUAUUUGGCAUUGAAUGUCUUGUUUUUGUGGUUCUUCAUUUUGUGCAUAUGGUUUUGUUCGCAGUCAUGAAUUAGUAUGAGUUCAAUACAUAGCGAUACUCUGAUGACAGCAGGUCUUU
This is a messenger RNA of Myxozyma melibiosi, 990 nucleotides long. Its product is annotated as DUF2407 C-terminal domain-containing protein. The record is from RefSeq and is a predicted model, not a curated record. The coding region runs from base 40 to 807 and encodes 255 amino acids. The transcript has 2 exons. Gene Ontology annotation, cellular component: endoplasmic reticulum; Dsc E3 ubiquitin ligase complex. Lineage: Eukaryota; Fungi; Ascomycota; Lipomycetes; Lipomycetales; Lipomycetaceae.